Beta vulgaris subsp. vulgaris (sugar beet) is the source of this 2178-nucleotide messenger RNA. Its product is annotated as wall-associated receptor kinase 2-like. Gene Ontology annotation, molecular function: ATP binding; protein serine/threonine kinase activity; calcium ion binding. The record is from RefSeq and is a predicted model, not a curated record. Gene Ontology annotation, biological process: cell surface receptor signaling pathway; protein phosphorylation. The transcript is spliced from 3 exons. The coding region runs from base 1 to 2178 and encodes 725 amino acids. Lineage: Eukaryota; Viridiplantae; Streptophyta; Magnoliopsida; Caryophyllales; Amaranthaceae. Gene Ontology annotation, cellular component: plasma membrane.
AUGAACAUAUGGAUAGUAGUACUAUUCCUAGCAACCAGCACCAAUCUUCCAGCAUGGUCUUUAAAACCAUUAACCAUGCUCACCGCCCAUAACACCACCAUGCCUGGCUGCCCGCGCAAGUGUGGCAACUUAACCGUCCCCUACCCAUUUGGUGUUGGCUUGGGGGCUGGUUGUUCCCGGAAAAGAUUCUAUGACAUUUUCUGUGUUGAUUCUUUCGAUCCUCCGAAGGCGUUCUUACCCACUGCUCAAUACAGUACUCCUACAUCUAAUCCGACCAUAGUUGAGGUUGUUGAGAUAUCCGAAACUCAUGUCCGUCUAACCUCACGAGUGGCUUUCCAAUGUUACAAUUCAACGGCUCCCACGACAGAUAUCUUUUCAACAUUGAACUUCGGCCUCUUGGAUAAGUAUGCCCCUUACAUUGUGUCAGGUGCCAGGAACAAGCUAAUCAUGGUGGGCUGCAAUAGUGCAGCAUCUUUCUCUGGGCAAACCAGUGACUUUUACACCUUACCAUUGGACCACCAGCGUGGGAGCAGCAGAUGCGAAACAAGCUGCAGCUCAGACAGAAGCAGCAGGGUUGCAGGUGACUGUGACGGCGUUGGUUGUUGCCAAGCCACUAUUCCUAAUGGUACCAGGUCAUUUACGGUUAUCUUAAAUUCUGUGGGUAACCAUUCAGAAACUUUCUCUUACAACCCAUGCGUGUACGCAUUUAUCGGGGACGCAAAUCAGUUCAAAUUUCGGGGCAGAUCUGAUCUUACCGACUCAGAUUUUGUGUCUAGGACAGUUGUGGAAGUAUCGGUGGUGCUAGAGUGGGUGAUCAGGAAUUCUGAACAUGAUCCCUACCCUUAUGCUUGUCAGCAAAAUACGGCCUAUAUUGAUGCCAGCGACAGUGGAGUGGAUGGUUAUCGUUGCAGAUGCCUUCCGGGCUACCAAGGAAAUCCUUAUCUUUCUCCCGGUUGCUCAGAUAUUAAUGAAUGUGCUGAUCCAAAUGAUACUCCUUGCUCUAUGACAUGCACCAACACUCCAGGAAACUAUACUUGUUCUUGUCCAUCUGGAUAUUCCGGUGAUGGCAGAAAAGAUGGGACUGGUUGCACACGACGGUUUCCUGUUUUACAGGUAGCAUUAGGCGUUGGCUGCGGCGCAUUACUUUUACUCGUUGGUAUAACUUUGAUGAUAUUAUCAAUUCGGAGAAGAAGGGUAAUGAAAAGGAAGGAAAAGUUCUUUCAACAAAAUGGAGGUUUACUUUUGAGCCAUUUAAUUUCCUCUUCAAAAGAAGAUAGUACGGAACAUGUAAAGAUAUUCACUAUUGAAGAGUUAGAGGCAGCAACCAACAACUUCAAUGAACAAAGUAUAGUAGGAAGGGGUGGUUAUGGUACAGUGUUCAAGGGAAAUUUGUCCAACGAUGAAAUUGUAGCAAUUAAGAGAUCAAAAUUUGUGGAGAAGAGUCAGAUUGAACAAUUCAUUAAUGAGUUGGUCAUUCUUGCACGGAUAAAACAUCCUAAUGUGGUCAGAUUAAUAGGAUGUUGUCUUGAGGUUGAAGUUCCGUUAUUGGUUUAUGAAUUUAUCCCCAAUGGGACAUUAUAUGAUCACAUUCAUAACAAAGAUGGACCUUCUUGGUAUUCAUGGAGAAAUUGUUUGCGCAUUGCUAUUGACGCUGCAAGUGCACUAGCUUAUUUACAUUUGAAACCUAUAGUUCAUCGGGAUGUCAAGUCUACAAAUAUCUUACUAGAUGAUAACUAUAUGGCAAAAGUAUCUGAUUUUGGAGCUUCAAGGUUGGUUCCACUGAAUCAUACGCAUCUAACCACAAUGGUGCAAGGUACGUUAGGAUAUCUCGAUCCGCAGUAUUUUAUUUCAAGUCAAUUAACAGAGAAAAGUGAUGUUUAUAGCUUUGGCGUAGUUCUUACUGAACUCUUAACGAGGGAAAAACCACUUCUACCGCCAAUACAAGCCGAAGAUAGGAAUCAAAAUUUGGCUGCAUUUUUUGUGAAUUGCCUGGAGCAAAAUAAUUUGUUCAAUAUCUUGCAUAGUGAACUUCUGGCAGAGGCAUCUAAAGAGCAACUCAUCUCAAUCGCAGAACUUGUGAGAAAGUGCCUUAGUAUCAAGGGUGAAAAUAGACCAACAAUGAAAGAAGUUGUUAUGGAGCUUGAAGAAUUAUGGAGGAACACAACACAAUGCAUGUGA